This is a messenger RNA of Lemur catta (Ring-tailed lemur), 1429 nucleotides long. It is a transcript of the gene NXNL2, whose product is annotated as nucleoredoxin like 2. The transcript is spliced from 3 exons. Bases 524 to 994 code for a protein of 156 amino acids. The record is from RefSeq and is a predicted model, not a curated record. Lineage: Eukaryota; Metazoa; Chordata; Mammalia; Primates; Lemuridae. Gene Ontology annotation, biological process: photoreceptor cell maintenance; sensory perception.
UGCAUUAAAACAUUAUUUACCUUGACUAUUGGUUAUUUUAUUUUAUUAAUAUUUUUGUCGCAUCCUUGUAUUUGCACUCACACCAGUGCGUAGCUGGCUCCAUGCUAUCCCCGGCCUGGCAGGGAGUUGCAAUCGUUCUGCUCCCUGCAGAAUUCCGAGGGCCUACAACAGUGCUUGCCACAUUAUUAAUACUCUUGUUCUCCAAAUAAAACAUUCCUUAAGAACCGCCCUAAUUUCUUCAAGAACUCCAGGAACCCUCCCCACCAGGACCCAGGAAGUCAGAGGCAAACGCCCCACCACCCGCCCAGGCCCGCUGUAAGCCCAACGACCCCUCCUCUUCCCCCGUCGCUCCACCCUCCCCAUUCUCCCUUCCAGGGUGCUGGGCAGCGGCAAGAGCUCCAAGGCAGGGUUCAAAAGCACUAGGAAGUCGGCGGCGGGACACCUGCAGCGGGGCGGGGAGCGCAGGCCCGGCGGGAGCACCAGGCGGGCGUCCUCGGGCCGCCGGUGGCCGUGUGACCUCGCCAUGGUGGACGUGCUGGGCGGGCGGCGCCUGGUGACCCGUGAGGGUGCAGCGGUGGAGGCCGAGGCGGCGCUGCAGAACAAGGUGGUGGCGCUGUACUUCGCAGCCGGCCGGUGCGCGCCCAGCCGCGACUUCACGCCGCUGCUCUGCGACUUCUACACGGCGCUGGUGGGCGAGGCGCGGCGGCCCGCGCCCUUCGAGGUGGUCUUCGUGUCGGCCGACGGCAGCGCCGAGGAGAUGGUGGCCUUCAUGCGCGAGCUGCACGGCGCCUGGCUGGCGCUGCCCUUCCACGACCCCUACCGGCACGAGCUGAGGAAGAGGUACAACGUCACGGCCAUCCCCAAGCUUGUGAUUGUGAAACAGAGUGGGGACGUCAUCACCAGCAAAGGGCGCACGCAGAUCCGGGAGCGCGGCCUGGCCUGCUUCCCGAGCUGGGUGGAGGCGGCCGACGUCUUUCAGAACUUCUCCGGCUGAAGCGGAGGCGGCUCAGAGGGCCGGGCGGGUGCUGCGAAGAGGAGCGUGUGGGUUUCCCUCCCCUGCCGGCUUUAUUUCAUCACAAUUUCAGAACAGAAGCUUGAAGCUGUGGUAGAAAGUCAACGCUGCUCAGGAAAUAAUGCCCCCCUCACCCCCGUUUUGAUCCUGCAGCUUCUUUGUAUUAAUAGUUAUUUCUUUUAUUCUUUGAGUAGCUUUAUCCACCUGUGCUUAAGAAGAACCCUGAUGUAUUCACACUGAGCUGUCCGAAAUCUAUGCAAAACAUUUAUUUGUACAGAUCUUUUCUGGUAAAAUAAUGUAUUUAUUGAUACAUUUUCUGGUGAUCUAUUUAUUUUAAUGAUAUGCUUUUAUAACUAUAUUAAUGAAGUUUGAAGACUGUAUGCUUUGUAAUAAUAAACAAGCCUAUUUCCACCUCGA